AUUAAAAACCUAAAAAAAUGUUACUAAACCCAAUUUUGUUUUCUAAAAAUUUUAGUUUUUUAUUAAUAAAUUAAAAAAAUGUAUCAAUUAUCUAUAAUUGUUAAAUAAUUGACAAUAUUGUGAAUCUCGUGUUAUGUUGAGAAUGACAAAGGAAGGACGCAUUUAAUUUUAUUCCAUAUUCUCCUGUUUAUAAACCACUAUUCAUUAUCAAAAUUUUUAUUUUAAAAAAUAGAGAAUUUAAUUUCUUGUAAAACACAAGGACAAAAUACCAUUUUUUCUAGAAACAAUUAUUAAAAAAAAAAUUUUUUUUGUCGUCAAUUCACACAUUGCGUUCAACCAGCUGCAGCAUUUUGAGAUUAGAAUAAAUAUAUAAUUGAAAAUGAUAAGUAAUUGUAGAAUAUUUUCGAAUAUUGGUACAUUACCAUUUUUUUUACCAAAUGAAGUUGUCAUUCAUAAUAUGUUAAAUGAUUGUUGGGUUUCCUAUUUUAAUGGUGUUUAUAAUCUCACUGAACUUUGUCAAUUGUGGAAGGGAACGAAAGAAAUAAAACCAAUUUUAGCUAAUGCCGGAAAGGACAUAAGUCAUUGGUUUGAUCGUGAAAAAAAUGACAUUAAACAUUAUAUUCAUCCAAAAAAUGGCAAAUUAGUGCCAUAUUGUCCACAUGGACCAAUACCGGAUGUAGCUUCAAUUUCAUCUUUAUCAUUUAAUUCAAAAAAAUCAAUAAAUAAAUUUCCUUGGUGGUUGGAUGAUAAUAAAUACAGAAUUGGCAAUUUAACAAAAAAUCCUAGACCUUGUAGAAUUAUUAAUGUUCUCACAGGAUGUGAAGCUAUUAUUUCCGUUUGUGAGGAAGAUACAAUUCGAAGAAUUCAAGAACGAUUUUCAAAUUUCAAUUCAAAUAACGCUUCGUAUAUAUGGAAAUAUGAAGAAAAACCCGUCGACCUUAAUAAAACUUUAACGGAAAAUGGAAUAUUAGAUGAACGAGAUCGUUUUAUUAAUUGUGGACUUCCGGAAGAUAUUUAUAUUCCAACUCUAUUGUGUCACUAUAAUAAUGAUCUCACAAUGACUUAA
Molecule: messenger RNA, 1066 nt
Organism: Leptopilina boulardi
Lineage: Eukaryota; Metazoa; Arthropoda; Insecta; Hymenoptera; Figitidae
Product: cytochrome b5 domain-containing protein 1
Exons: 3
Coding region: 380-1066 (228 amino acids)
Source: RefSeq, a predicted model, not a curated record